AUGACAAAGAAAGAUAAGCAACAGAAAAAGCAAUAUAAGGCUGGAGAAAUCGCCGAGUUUGAGGAUUUGGACUCCUUCAUCCAAUACCUCAAGGACGAGAAGGAGGACCACGAGCUGGCCAACGGCCACGCCCGUGUGCAUUACAUCCCACCAUUCGUACUGCACGAGUCCCACAAUGACCCUGAUCGUGUAAAGGACUCUCAGAACAGAAAGAACAAGAAGUUUGUGCGCCACUUGCACCAGCACGUUGAGAAGCAUCUUCUCACCGAGAUGAAGGAAUUCUCCGGCAUGGACCUGCACUUUGGAAAGCCAGAGGUUGCUGAGGACUUCGACACCAUCACCUGGACGUAUCUCGACGAGAGCGACCACGGCAUGGGCUCCGAGGGUAACUUCAAGGUGAAGCUCGUUGUCAAGUGCGACUCCGACGGUGCCACCAUCGACGUCAAGUACGACACGCUGCCUGUUGAAGAGACGGCCUGA
Messenger RNA from Williopsis jadinii, 480 nucleotides. RefSeq lists its product as uncharacterized. The transcript has a single exon. Bases 1 to 480 code for a protein of 159 amino acids. Gene Ontology annotation, biological process: energy reserve metabolic process. NCBI's taxonomy places the organism in Eukaryota, Fungi, Ascomycota, Saccharomycetes, Phaffomycetales, Wickerhamomycetaceae. The record is from RefSeq and is a predicted model, not a curated record.